GUUCACAUCACCAUUAUGGACAACAACGACAACACUCCCAUAUUCUCCCAACCGACCUAUGAUGUCACUAUUUCUGAAGACACGCCCCCUGACACUGAAGUGGUCCAGGUUCUGGCGUCGGACCGGGAUGAGCAUCACCAGCUGACCUACUCUCUGCAGAGCUCCAUAGACCCCAGUAGCAUGCGCCUGUUCCGCAUCCACUCCAGCCUUGGUACUAUCUACACCACCCAGAGGCUGGACCACGAGGCCUGCGCCCAGCACAUCCUGACUGUCCUUGUAAAGGACCAAGAGUUCCCAUACAGAAAGAACCUGGCUCGUGUGCUAGUAGAAGUGGAAGAUAUCAAUGACCAUGUACCAAUCUUUACCAGUGCGCUUUAUGAAGGCUCAGUCUACGAGUCAGCAGCAGUGGGAUCAGCUGUGGUUCAGAUUACAGCCUUGGACAAAGACAAGGGCGAGAAUGCAGAGCUACACUACUCCAUUGAAACAGGAAACACUGGAAAUGCUUUCCAUAUUGAACCAGUUCUGGGCAUAAUCACUGUUGCACGGGACUUGGACUUGUCCAGCAUAGGCUAUUAUGUUCUUACCAUCAGAGUCACUGACAAUGGCUCUCCUCCCCUGUCCACCACCACUAUAGUGCGCAUAGCUGUCACUCUCUCUGAUAAUGCCGGACCAAAGUUCCCCCAGCCUGAAUACCAUGCUGAAAUCACAGAAAACGCUGUGGUUGGGACCUCUGUCAACACAGUCAGUGCAGUCAGCCAGUCCACCCUCACUUAUGACAUAAAGAAGGGCAACGCAGGUCGUGUCUUUCAGAUAAAUCAGUACAGUGGAGUGAUUACUACUCAAAAGACUCUAGACUAUGAGACUACAGCAUCUUACACCUUGAUAGUCCAGGCUACAAACAUGGCUGGCAUGGCCUCCAAUGCUACUCUGUUGAUCCAGGUAGUGGAUGAGAAUGAUAACCCACCAGUUUUCCAGCAGCUUCACUAUCAUGGCAGCAUCAGUGAGGCAGCACCAGUCAACAGCGUGGUCCUGAACUCAGAUGAUUCACCUCUCGUAAUUAAGGCCACUGAUACUGACCACAACCAAAAUGCUCUUUUGGUCUACCAGAUUGUCGAGGACACUGCAAAAAUGUUCUUCACAGUGGAUUCUGGGACUGGAUCUAUCAGAACAAUAGCUAAUCUUGACCAUGAGACAUUUGCCACCUUCCACUUCCAUGUCCAUGUGAGGGACAAUGGCAGGCCACAGUUGACAGCAGACAGUCCAACAGAGGUCACAAUACAAGUCAUUGACACAAAUGAUUCACCACCUCGCUUUACCCAGGAUGCCUAUGAGACAGUACUGUUACUUCCCACCUACGUGGGAGUGGAAGCUCUGCAGGUUUCAGCCAUAGACCCUGACAAAGAUGUCCCUUCAGAGCUCACCUACUCUCUGACUGAUGGUGUGCUGGAGCACUUUGCCAUCAAACCUUCCAGUGGAGUCAUCACAGUCAAAAACAACAACUUCUCCAAAGAACGUUUUCGCUUCAGUGUCAAAGUUUCCGAUGGGACAUUUUCCAGCACAUCUUUAGUUACCAUUCUGGUCCGAGAGGCUCUGGACUCUGGUCUCAGCUUCUCUCAGACCCUUUACUCUACAUCUAUUCAAGAGAAUGUAUCUAAUAUCACCAAAGUGGCUGUUGUCAACGCUGUGGGAAACCGUCUAAAUGAACCAUUGAAGUACACCUUGUUAAAUGCUGGGACAAGUUUCAUAAUUCGUCCAACUUCUGGUGUGAUCCAAACCACAGGUAUACCCUUUGACCGUGAAGAGCAAGAGUUCUAUGAACUGGUCGUUGAGGCCAGAAGGGAGCACGACCGUCUGCACGUGGCAAGGGUUAUGGUCAGAGUCCAAGUUGAGGACAUAAAUGAUAAUUCCCCUGUGUUUGUUGGACUGCCUUAUUAUGCAGCUGUUCAAGUAGAAGCUGAGCCAGGAUCACCCAUUUUCAGGGUCAUGGCGGUAGAUGGAGACAAAGGCAUUAAUGGAGAGGUGUCUUACUAUCUAAAGGAAAACCAUGAUCACUUUGAUAUCAACCAGCUGACAGGUGGUCUAAGCCUCAAGAGGGCUUUUGAGUCUGACCUGUCUAAUAUGGAAUAUCAGAUGGUGAUAUAUGCCAGAGAUGGUGGUUAUCCACCCCUCUCAUCUACCAUAGAGUUCCCCAUCACAGUUGUCAACAAAGCCAUGCCUGUCUUUGACAAACCAUUUUAUUCUGUUUCUGUGAACGAGGAUGUUGCUGUGCAGACACCUAUUCUCGGCAUCAACGCCACUAGUCCUGAAGGUCAAAGCAUUAUCUACACCAUAGUUGAUGGAGACCCAUCUUUACAGUUUGACAUUGGUUUUGAUACUGGAGUCGUAAGCGUCAUCCACUCUUUGGACUACGAAGCAGCAUCGUCUUAUCAUCUGACCAUCAGAGCCACAGAUUAUCUGACCGGUGCCCGUGCUGAGGUGGCUGUAAAUGUGGUUGUCCAGGAUGUAAACGAUAACCUACCAAUCUUCCAAAAAAUGUCCUACAGGGUCAUUUUGUCGGAAACAGCCAUGAUUGGAACUCCAGCACUUCAAGUUAUUGCCACUGACAAAGACUCAGAUAAAAACAAUGUUGUUCGUUACCAGAUCUUCUCAGAUGUGCACAACAGAACAGACUACUUUCAUAUUGAUAGCAGCAGUGGAUUAAUCCUGACAGCACGUAUGCUGGACCAUGAACUCGUCCAAAAGUAUGACUUCAUUGUCAGGGCCACUGAUAAUGGCUUCCCCCCAUUGAGUAGUGAAGUAUCAGUCAUAGUUGUAGUUAAUGACAUGAACGACAAUCCACCAGUUUUCAAUCAGCUACUCUAUGAGGCAUAUGUGAAUGAGUUAGCACCCAGGGGUCACUUUGUAACCUGUGUCCAGGCCUCAGAUGCCGACAGCUCUGAUUUUGACAAGUUGGAAUACAGCAUUUUGUCAGGAAAUGAAAGAAUGAACUUUAUGAUGGACAAAAAAACAGGAGUCAUCACAUUGUCCAGCCACCUUAAGCAAAGAAUGGAGCCUGCCUACAGCCUCAACGUUUCAGUGUCUGAUGGGGUGUUCACCAGCACCGCACAGGUCCAUGUCAAGGUGUUGGGGGCCAACCUGUUUAGUCCUGUGUUUGGACAGAACAUGUACGAGGCAGAGUUAAGAGAAAAUUCUGCGGUGGGAACCAAAGUUAUACAAGUAAAGGCAACGGACGCAGACCCUGGAGUGUUUGGUCACAUCACUUUUUCAUUUGUAAAUGAUGUGGGAAACGACCAAUUUAACAUUGAUGCAAAUGGCCAGAUCACCACUGUAGAAAAGCUUGACCGUGAGGACCCAACCAAUAAGGACAUUGUUUUGACAGUGGCAGCCCAGGACUCAGGAGGACGUGUCUGUUACUGUACAGUACACGUUACUCUGUUGGAUGAUAAUGAUAAUGUUCCUCGCUUCCGUGCUACCGAGUACCGAGCUUCAGUGAAAUCUAAUGUAGCUAAAGGGUUUAUGGUGACACAAAUUCAGGCUUAUGAUUCUGAUGAUGGCACGAAUGCCAAAGUAACAUAUUCACUUUACAGUGAGGCCCAUGUCCCUGUGGUAGACAUUUUGGAGAUAGACCCAGACAAUGGAUGGAUGGUGACUAAAGGCAGCUUCAGCCACUUGAGGAACUCCGUUUUAUCUUUUUUUGUGAAGGCAGUUGAUGGAGGUAAUCCAGUACGGCACUCUUUAGUGUCUGUCUACAUCCAUGUUCUUUCUCCAGAUGCCUUCAUUCCUUCCUUUAGCCAACAUCAAUACUUAUUUAGCCUACCAGAGGAUACCCCCAUAGGUUCAGCCAUAGGGACGGUGCACCUUAACACUUCUCCUGGACAUGCCUUGCUCUCAGCUACCUUUGCCCUGGUCAACGGAGAGAUGGGAGAAAACAACCAAGAUGGGAUGUUUGUGGUGGAAAAGGAUACAGGUGUGAUCAAGCUUGAUAAACCCUUGGACCAUGAGGUGAUAAAAGGUUACCAUUUCAAAGUCACUGCCAUUGUACAACAGGCUAAGCUGGAUUCUGUCACUUCUGUUGAUAUUGAAAUCAAAGUCUUAGAUCUAAAUGACAACAAACCAGCUUUUGAAGCCAAUUCAUAUGAGGCCACAGUUAUGGAGGGAAUGACAAUUGGAACCAGAAUCAUUCAAGUCCAAGCAUUAGACCCAGACUCAGGGGCAAAUGGCCAGGUAACAUAUAGUCAUGGGACAUUAAUCCAGUCAGAAGCGGAAUCAGACGCAUUGGUUGGAACCUUUAGCAUUGACAGUAACACAGGCUGGAUCUCCACACGCAAGGACCUGGACCACGAGACGAAUCCAUCCUACACAUUCACAGUGAUUGCCUCUGACCUUGGGGAGACCUUAUCUCUUUCCAGUACAAUCACUGUGACCGUAGCAGUAUCAGACAUCAAUGACAAUCCGCCCAUGUUCCUGGAGCAACGCUACUUUGGUUCAGUUCAGGAGAGCGACCCACCAGGCCAGGUGGUGGCUGUGCUGAACACCAGAGAUGAUGACAGCUCUGCUGUUAACCGUCAAGUCAGCUACCACAUCACUGGUGGAAACUAUCGUGGUGUGUUUGCACUGGGUCUGGUUCAGGGUGAAUGGAAGAUGUAUGUGAAGUGGCCCCUGGACAGGGAGGAACGCAACCUCUACAUCAUCAAUGUCACUGCUAGCGAUGGACUCUUUGUUUCCCAGGCAACGGUGGAGGUGACAGUGAUAGACACCAAUGACAAUAGCCCCAUCUGUAACCAGGCUGUACACACUGCCUCUGUUCCAGAGGACCUUCCAGUCAACAGUGUGCUGCUGAAGGUUGGGGCUACAGAUGCAGAUGUAGGCAUCAGUUCCUGGAUCCAGUACUCCUUACAUGGUCCUGGAUCCCAGGACUUCAUCAUGGACCCAGACACCGGUGAGGUCAAGUCAUCUACGACUCUCGACCAUGAGAUGACACCCUACUACCGGCUAGUUGCCCAGGCAACUGAUGGUGGUGGGCGAUGGUGCCGUGCUGAGGUGCAUCUGGACGUUACUGAUGUGAAUGACAACCCGCCCAUAUUCACGUCGACACACUACACCGCCAGCGUGUACGAAGAUACCGCCCCCAAAGCCCUGCUCACCCGCAUCCAGGCCAUAGACCCUGAUGAAGCAGGUCCCGGUCGUAUGGUGACUUACUCCCUGUCUGAGUCUGCAGGAGGCUCCUUCUCUAUCGAUAAGUCCUCUGGCAUUGUGGUCCUUGAACGCAUUUUGGACCGGGAGGUUCAACCAGCCUAUCAGAUAGUAGUCCACGCGUCUGACCAGGGUUCACCACUGCCCCUCUCCUCAUUGGUCAACGUCACCAUCACUGUGCUGGACAUCAACGACAACCCGCCUGUGUUUGAGCGCCGCGAUCAGCUGGCAACAGUGCCCGAGGACGUGGGAGUGGGGACGGAGGUUCUGAGGGUCUACGCUGCCAGCAAGGACAUCGGGACCAACGCUGAGAUCACUUACAGUAUCCGAUCAGGCAACGAGCACGGGAAGUUCCACAUCCACCCACUCACUGGUGCCAUUUUAGUGGCCCAGCCUCUGGACUAUGAGACCUGCAGGGACUACUUCCUGACCGUGGAGGCUCGUGAUGGCGGCACACCACCGCUUAGCGCCAUCACAACAGUGAACAUAAACCUGACAGAUGUCAACGACAACGCACCGAUGUUCAGCCGUGAGCUGUACACUGCAGUGGUGUCUGAGGAUGCUACCACCGGAGAGUCUGUGGUCCAG
Molecule: messenger RNA, 5781 nt
Organism: Notothenia coriiceps (black rockcod)
Lineage: Eukaryota; Metazoa; Chordata; Actinopteri; Perciformes; Nototheniidae
Product: protocadherin Fat 3
Exons: 9
Biological process (GO): homophilic cell-cell adhesion
Cellular component (GO): plasma membrane
Molecular function (GO): calcium ion binding
Source: RefSeq, a predicted model, not a curated record